AUGUCUGGGCUUCCAAUUACAUCGCAAGACUUGAAUUUUAGCUAUGGCAAGCCUGAAUUGCCCACAGUUCUCAAAAGACUGUUCAAAUCGCAUAAAAAUCUUGACUUUGAAUCUGCAGUAUCGGAAAUGGUCAAUCUCGUCUUUAAACCACGAAAAGCACAUAGAGCGUUUUAUUAUCAAAGACAAACCCGAAACCGGUGGUCGCGAGAUGAUCCCUCGUUUUUCAUUUUGCAGAUCGGACUUUUGUCAGUCAGCUCGUUGGUAUGGUCAAUAGUCUAUGGACAUUCAUUUUUAGGAUUUGUUAGGAUGAUGCUAAACAUGAUUUUGGUGGACUUCUUUGCAUUUGGGUUUGCCGUAGCUACAUUGUUUUGGUUGGUACUGAAUCGAACCUUUUUCAAGUUCAGAUCCGCGCAAAACUCGCGUGUUGAGUGGGCUUACUGUUUUGACGUGCAUUGCAACGCUUUUUUGGUGGUUUGGUGUUUGCUGUACUUGGUGCAGUUUAUUCUACUACCAGUCAUCAAGCUACACCGCUGGAUAGGCCUUUUCGUCGGGAACACACUGUAUUGCGUCGCUUUCGGCCAGUACUUCGUACUUUCGUUUUAUGGGUAUAGCCAGCUGCCAUUUUUGAAGAACGUCAACUUUAUUUUGCUGCCUACGAUAUUCUUCGCUGGACUGUAUGUGGUCAGCAUAAUCGGAAUAGAUCUGUCACAGGCCUUCAGCUUUCGCACCUAUUGA
Molecule: messenger RNA, 735 nt
Organism: Lachancea sp. 'fantastica'
Lineage: Eukaryota; Fungi; Ascomycota; Saccharomycetes; Saccharomycetales; Saccharomycetaceae
Source: the annotation of a GenBank genome assembly